Molecule: messenger RNA, 2382 nt
Organism: Saccoglossus kowalevskii
Lineage: Eukaryota; Metazoa; Hemichordata; Enteropneusta; Harrimaniidae
Product: ubiquitin carboxyl-terminal hydrolase MINDY-2-like
Biological process (GO): protein K48-linked deubiquitination
Cellular component (GO): cytosol; cell periphery
Molecular function (GO): K48-linked deubiquitinase activity; cysteine-type carboxypeptidase activity; cysteine-type deubiquitinase activity
Source: RefSeq, a predicted model, not a curated record
AUGUCGACCCAAGAGUCGCUGCACGCUGUCCACACUGAGGCUGGGAAUGAAACCGACCUUCAUAAAAAUGAUCGUGAUGUCCCAUCGGAUCUGGGAGUGGAGUCGACAAGCAGUGAUGGUCACAAUAUGAACGAAAUGUGUCAGGAAAAGUCCACCCGCGAUGAGGAACAUGAAUCAGUUAAUACCAUGGAUGCCGAAAAAAUGGACAUCCGAGGCAGUCUGCAGUUUGUUGACGAGCUCGAAGCGGACAAGUCUAGCUGUAGUAAACAAUCGACUGACCUCGGCGCUUCGAAACUGGUGAAUGAAUCAAACAUUACAGGUGACAAAGAAUGUGGUGCUAAAGUAAAAGAAGGAAACUCUGACAAUAAUGUAUCACAGGACAGUUCACAAUCUGUCUAUCAUGUGAAAUGGAUUAAAUUUAAAGAUGGAACAAUGCCAAUUGUUACACAGAAUGAAAACGGACCUUGCCCACUUCUUGCAAUAAUUAAUGUUCUUAUCUUAAAGGGUCAAAUAGUUUUACCCGAUUUAGUGGAAAUCGUCACUUCUGGUCAGUUGAUGGAAUACUUAGGAGACUGUAUGUUAGCCCAAACUCCAAAGACUGGUAUACCACCAUGGAAGACUGGUAUACCACCAUGGAAGACUGGUAUACCACCAUGGAAGACUGGUAUACCACCAUGGAAGACUGGUAUACCACCAUGGAAGACUGGUAUACCACCAUGGAAGACUGGUAUACCACCAUGGAAGACUGGUAUACCACCAUGGAAGACUGGUAUACCACCAUGGAAGACUGGUAUACCACCAUGGAAGACUGGUAUAUCACCAUGGAAGACUGGUAUAUCACCAUGGAAGACUGGUAUACCACCAUGGAAGACUGGUAUACCACCAUGGAAGACUGGUAUAUCACUAUGGAAGACUGGUAUACCAUCAUGGAAGACUAGUAUACCACCAUGGAAGACUGGUAUACCACUAUGGAAGACUGGUAUAUCAUCAUGGAAGACUGGUAUACCACCAUGGAAGACUGGUAUACCACCAUGGAAGACUGGUAUAUCACCAUGGAAGACUGGUAUACCGCCAUGGAAGAAUGGUAUACCACCAUUGAAGACUGGUAUACCACCAUGGAAGACUGGUUACUUUACCACCAUGGAAGACUGGUAUACCACCAUGGAAGAUUGGUAUACCACCAUGGAAGACUGGUUACCACCAUGGAAGACUGGUAUACCACCAUGGAAGACUGGUAUACCACCAUGGAAGACUGGUAUACCACCAUGGAAGACUGGUAUACCACCAUGGAAGACUGGUAUACAUAAGACUGAUAUACCACCAUGGAAGACUGGUAUACCACCAUGGAAGACUGGUAUACCACCAUGGAAGACUGGUAUACCACCAUGGAAGACUGGUAUACCACCAUGGAAGACUGGUAUACCACCAUGGAAGACUGGUAUACCACCAUGGAAGACUGGUAUACCACCAUGGAAGACUGGUAUACCACCAUGGAAGGCUGGUAUACCACCAUGGAAGACUGGUAUACCACCAUGGAAGACUGGUAUACCACAACAUUCUGUACAAUCUACAGCGAGUGUAGUUGCUGACUUUGAGUACACACCAGAGUGCAUCGUAUUUGACUUACUCAAUGUGCAUCUAUUCCAUGGUUGGUUGGUUGACCCUCAAAAUGUGGAGACAGUCAACGUGGUAGGAAACUAUAGUUACAACCAGCUAGUAGAGCAAAUCAUUGCCAGUAAAAGUGCCAAAAAUUCAGAUGAUAUACAUAAAGGUUUAGUUUUAGAAUCUUUCUUAGAGAGCACAGCAUCUCAGUUAACUUAUCAUGGUCUGUGUGAACUUAAUACUAAAGUUAAAGAAGAUGAACUCUGUGUGUUUUUUCGAAAUAAUCAUUUUUGCACUUUGUAUAAACAGAAGGGUGAACUGUUUUUACUAGUAACAGAUCAGGGUUUUUUAACAGAAAAUAGCAUUGUUUGGGAGACACUAGCAAACACAGAGGGUGAUAGUUACUUUGUUGACUGGGGAUUUCAUACAUGUCCGCCAGCAGAUGCCAUACCUCCGGCCGCAGAUGUCUCCACGGAACAACAAAUCAAUCAAGAUUAUUUGGUGGCUUUGUCUUUGCAAGAGGAACAUCGUCUUGUUGACGAUACUCAACCUUCUCCAGCACCUGCUGCAACUGGAGUAGCGUCCGGAGUAGCAUCCGGAGUUGAUACUCCGUCAGAUAUUCAACUAUCAGACCAUGACUUGGCAUUGCAGCUACAGGAAGAAGAAAAUCUACGAGCUGCUCAGAUCCAACAACAAUUAGAAAAUCAGCAACAACAGCAGCAACAACAACAGCAUCAGCAACAGCAACACCAAGCAAGACAACAGAGGAGACGUGAAGAA